GCCCUGUUUUAACAUACUACCAUAAUGUUCACUACAUCCAACCAAUUGAACAGCCCAGCUAAUCGGUAACAAACCGAGGCCCACCCGGUCUACUUUAACCAGACGGAAAAGUGAAAAAGUAAACAUAUUUUUUCCACUUUGGACCAGCCUAAAAUCACGACCACAAGGGAGAGUUUGGGGGGGGGAAGAUAAAGUGCGACACAGUUUUUUUUUUCCUCCUGAGAAUGUGGCGAACCUGAGGCUAUAGAGAAGAGAGAAGAAAAAGGCGGAUUGCAGCUCACUGAACGAUCAACAAGUUGGAGUGUCUUUGAUGGCGAGCUCUACAUGAAAUCCCCUCAGUUUACAACAGGAACCGAGGAAGAGCAGCUGCACGGCAACGCCGCCGUACAUUUUAAGAUUACAUUACCUGUCUGCCGAAAGUGAACUGAACAGAGGAUGUUGUCUCGGCUUUAUGAGCUUAUAUGGGCGGACUGGCUCUGGUUUCCCGAAGGCCACGGCUGGGCUGACCUGAAGGACCACGAUGGCAAAGUCUUCCCUAAACCGCAGGAUCUCUGGGCUACCGUCCCCAUCGCUCUCUGCUUCCUGGUCAUCAGACAGAUAUUCGAGCGGACGGUAGCGAUUCCUCUGGCCUCUCUGCUGGGAGUGAGGGACAAGCAGCGUGUUCAUGCUCCUCCAAAUCCCAUACUGGAGUCCCAUUUCUGCAGCACAUCAAAGCAUCCCACACAGAGCUCCAUAGAGAGGUUAAGUAAGCAGACGGGCUGUUCGGUGCGACAGGUGCAGAGGUGGUUCAGGCGGCGGAGAAACCAGGACCGACCCAGCAAGCUCAAGAAGUUUCGGGAAGCCAGUUGGAGAUUUACCUUUUACCUUCUUGCUUUCUUUGCUGGCCUGGCGGCACUUAUUGACAAACCAUGGCUCUACGAUAUGAAGCAGAUGUGGGAAGACUUCCCGAAAAUGCCAUUGUUGCCUUCUCAGUACUGGUACUACAUGAUCGAACUAGGCUUCUAUCUCUCGCUGGUUUUUAGCGUAGCAUCAGAUAUCAAACGUAAGGAUUUCAAAGAGCAGAUAGUUCACCACGUAGCCACCAUUUUCCUCAUCAGUUUCUCCUGGCUUGUCAACUACAUCCGGGGAGGGACUUUGAUCAUGUUGGUGCAUGAUGCCUCAGACUAUCUAAUGGAGUCAGCCAAGAUGUUCAACUACGCAGGUUGGAGGAGAACCUGCAACUUCAUCUUCACCCUGUUCGCUGCGGUUUUCAUCAUCACUCGUCUCAUAAUCCUCCCCUUCUGGAUCAUGCACACGACGUGGGUGUACCCCCUGACCCUCUACCCCCCCUUCUUCGGGUUCUACUUCUUCAACGGGCUGAUGCUGGUGCUCCUGGCUCUGCACAUCUUCUGGGCCGGACUCAUCUUGCGCAUGGUCAUCAAGUUCCUACCAGGCAACGACAUCGUUGAGGACGAGCGGAGCGAUAAAGAGGAAACAGAGUCCGAGGAUGAAGACAACGAUCGCGAGAAGAGGGACAAAUCUAAAAACGGCCACGUGCAGAACGGCCACACUCUCCUCAACAACAACCGCAGUAAGACGGACUGAUUGGACAGCGAGAGCUGGAGAUGAGGCAGCGUGAGGAGUGAACACGGGCCCUCGCACGCGGCCGUCACCUGAAAGCCAAAGAACGGGAGCGUGGCAUGUUAGAAAGAGGCAACAGGCAGCGCACACACACACACACACACAAAUAUAUAUAUAUAUCCAUACACUAAUUUCUGAAACCCUGGUAGUCCAAUGCGGAUAAUUUAAAAUCCACACUAAAUUAAACGAGGAGAGGAAGAACAAGGAACACCCCUCUCCUCUUUCUCUCCCCUCCAACAGAUUUUUGCUCUGUUGACCCGAGUUGCCACAUGCCAAAUCUGCCUGCUUGUAGCUUUAUGUCUUGUUACUGGAAGUGUUUUAAGAGGUGCUGUGGUUAGGGCGGGCAUUUCCUCUCCUGCACAGUCGGUUAACACUCUUCUAAGUAGUACUGCCUUUAAACCUGACUGUUGAAUUCUGCUCAACUUAACCACACUGAAGUCAGCGACACAAGGGGGGAGGGAGGGAGGGGGGGGGAAUGAGACGCUGUCUUUCCAUGGACCAUGACCUGAUUUAAGUCUGUUUACUGACGUCCAGAGGUAAUAAUGAAUCUGUAAGUUAGUUUUUGCAGCUGCCAAUUUCUUGGUGACACUGAAAUUGUUGUCACUUAGGUUCUUGUAAACGGUUUUGAGCCAAAAUGUUGCUAAAAUAUAUUUGUUCCAAUAAUGUUUAAAGCAAAAAUAAUUGGUGGUAAAUAAUAAUUUUUUUUUUUAACAGUUCGAGACAGCGAGAGAAGGUGCUACAUCUGUCACGCGUGUUGAAAUGUGCCUUUGUUUGUUUGUUUUGUUUGUUUACCUGUUUGGGAAUGCAGAAUGCGCAGGAGUCCGGAUCAUUUUUAAAUGUUUUGUUUUUUCGUUGAUGCUUAAUAUCUUUUUAGUUGUAUGAUUUUAUUUACUUUCUGUUUUUAUUUGUUUUCAGUCCAGUCGACGAUUUAAAUUUGGGAGCAAUUUGUUGAGUGUAACCCAAACCAAUCAGUAACUGUUUAUUAAUUAUUUAUGGGCUGGAAGAGUCAAUAGCAUUUCCAUUCAGUGUUGUUUUUCCCAUCCAUCCAAAGAUGCACUUUAUGGGUCCUUCUAUAGAUCAGCAUUGACUAUAUAUUUAGUAAACAAACGUAGUGAUAGUAUUAUAUUUGGAUCCGAACCUGAUUUUUUUUUUUUUUUUUUUUUUUUUCUGUUUUAGAAAGGUUUGGAUUAUUUGAUUUUUGUUUCAUAUUUAUUCACUGUUAUCUACCCAAGAUCUUCCUCUUUGUCAGUGUUUUGGAUCAUUUUGUAAAAAAAAAAAGAAAAAAGAAACGUACAAGAAGAAUUUAAUGAAAUCUUAAAAGAAGUCAAAUGAAUGAAACACCAAAGUAUGGUUUACAUUUUCUAUUACCAUUUACCCGUCAUUUGCAAGUGCCUUCAUCAUUUCAAGAAUUAAUUGUAAAAAAAAAAAAAAAAAAAAAAAAAAAGAAAGAAAAAAGACAAAAAAACGCAUACAUUUCUGUCCCUUUGUCUUAUUUUUUGCCAUUGUUGUGCCCCAACACAUCCACCACUCUGCACUGUAACGCUCUGGGCCUCUCCUUACCUCACUUUCCUUAAUGCCUCGGCUCACGACGACCAAUCGCCCGCAGCUCCCUCCACAGAGCUUCGCUUCUAUCAAAGUGUUUUUAUCCUGCAUUAUGUGUUGCUGAGAUUUAAAAAAUCAUAAUGAUGACGAUGAUGAUAAAGAUAAUUGUGGAUAACUA
Messenger RNA from Thunnus maccoyii (southern bluefin tuna), 3340 nucleotides. RefSeq names its product ceramide synthase 2a (gene cers2a). Gene Ontology annotation, cellular component: membrane. The transcript is spliced from 11 exons. The record is from RefSeq and is a predicted model, not a curated record. NCBI's taxonomy places the organism in Eukaryota, Metazoa, Chordata, Actinopteri, Scombriformes, Scombridae. The coding region runs from base 436 to 1584 and encodes 382 amino acids. Gene Ontology annotation, molecular function: DNA binding; sphingosine N-acyltransferase activity. Gene Ontology annotation, biological process: ceramide biosynthetic process.